Messenger RNA from Cokeromyces recurvatus, 403 nucleotides. RefSeq names its product ARID DNA-binding domain-containing protein. The transcript is spliced from 5 exons. Gene Ontology annotation, molecular function: DNA binding. The coding region runs from base 88 to 315 and encodes 75 amino acids. NCBI's taxonomy places the organism in Eukaryota, Fungi, Mucoromycota, Mucoromycetes, Mucorales, Mucoraceae. The record is from RefSeq and is a predicted model, not a curated record.
UGAUAUUAAAAAAAAAGAGGACAAGAAUCCUAUCCUUUUUUCACAUUUUUUUUUAUUCUUUUAAUGCUUAAAUAAUUAUUCUUUUAUAUGUCUAAGGUAGUUGUCGAUGACAUUGUGAGAACAGACGAUUACAUUCGUUUUAUUAAUGAUCUUAAAGCAUUUCAUAAUAGUAAAGGAACAACCUUGCUUGUAGAACCUGUUUUAGGAGGGAAAAAAAUUGAUCUUUAUAAAUUAUAUCAAGAAGUUAUUGCUGCUGGCGGCUUUGAUCAAGUUACAAAGAAACGAAGUUGGAAACAAAUAGGGCCUUUAUAUUAGAAACUUGUUGGGUUGGGAAGAAGAGCAGGUUUGGCAUAAAGAAUGGAUUCCUCCAGAAGAAUUAAAAGGUCCUGAAGCUCAUAAAGCA